AUGACCGCUAAUCAUCGCAGGGCUGCUGGGCUGUUGCUGCUGAUUGCUGCUUUGAAGGGCCUUGCCUUUCUUGGCCCCCCGGCUGUGACGCCGGAGCCAAUGGUUCAAUUACCGCACCUUCUGCUAGCAGAGAUUGACAUGACCAAGCCAUACGAGCCCACAGAGGAGCCACCAAGCCCAGCUAAUGCUAUCAUGGGGAUGACCUUCAUCUUCGUGAUUGUGGCCUUCGUUGUGCCCCUCCUCCUGCUUGGCAUGAAGAGCCAGAAUACUGACAUUGCAAGCAAGGACGAAGCUUUGGCUGCACAGGACAUUGCGGCAGUAAAGUCCAAGUUGUACAGUUUACAGUGCACUGGGAAGGAGGAGUUCGUGACUCCCCUGCAUUUGAUGUGUUCGCAGCCAGGGGCUGGCACAUUGAUCAAGAAGUUGGUCGGCGAACACUGGCUGGAGAAGGUGGAUGAUCUGCGCUAUGUCCCAAAGAGCAGACUGGAGGGCUGGGGCGUUCCGUUGAAGCUGAUAGAUGAAGUCUACGACUUCUUGGAAGAAAAUGACGCAGAUGAAGGUGCGCACAAUGUGAACGCGUACGUAAACUACACUCUCCGUCCAGCCGUACAAGGCUUCACACCUUCGAUCUCGUUUACCAAGCUUCGCGAUGAUGCGGAGAAGCGCCGUCAUCCCAAGACCUGGGCAGCACGCCGUCUGCAACGCUGGUUUCGGAACCGGCAAAGGCAGCGUGCCAGGCGGCCCUUGGUGACGGAUGAUCAGGUCCUCUCUUGGGUCGAGGAUGGCGACUUCUUCAAGCCGGACUCAGGCAAAUCAAAGGAGAUGCGCGAAAAGAGAGCCAAAGAAUCGCUCAAGAAAGGUGUUGCCAGGUGGCGGGAGCGCAAACUGCGCGAGAAGGCACAGGGGAUCCGUGGCCCACAGGCCCGCCCCCCACCCGCAGAUCCAUUCUUGGCCAAGAUUGCAGCCACGAGUCCAAAUACCAUACCAGCUUUCCUGGCGCAGCGGGCUGCCGCGCAGCCAAGAAAGUGCGAAGUGUCCGAGCUAUUUAGCGAGUUCGGCAAGACGUUGAAUCAAUCAGAUGAAGAGUUGCGGCCGUAUGUUCACAGGCUUGUGACCAUCAACUGGUUGGAGGAGAAGGAGGAUUUGAUGCUCGUGGAAGACCGACACUGGGAAGCUUGGGCCAUCCCUGAAAAGCUGGUGGUGCUUGCAAAGAAAGAGGCCGAAAAAGCUGGUCCAACAAAGAAGACGUUGCGGCGGGAUUGCCAGUGCGUGGUGAGUUAG
Symbiodinium pilosum is the source of this 1281-nucleotide messenger RNA. NCBI's taxonomy places the organism in Eukaryota, Dinophyceae, Suessiales, Symbiodiniaceae. The record is from the annotation of a GenBank genome assembly.